This is a messenger RNA of Leopardus geoffroyi (Geoffroy's cat), 1505 nucleotides long. It is a transcript of the gene HPX, whose product is annotated as hemopexin. Bases 29 to 1423 code for a protein of 464 amino acids. Gene Ontology annotation, molecular function: heme transmembrane transporter activity. The record is from RefSeq and is a predicted model, not a curated record. Lineage: Eukaryota; Metazoa; Chordata; Mammalia; Carnivora; Felidae. The transcript has 10 exons. Gene Ontology annotation, biological process: heme transport; intracellular iron ion homeostasis.
GCCCAGAGCUAUCCUGUGGCAUCUCAGCAUGGCUCGUGCACUGGGAGUACCAGUUGCACUGGGGUUGUUGGGCCUGUGCUGGUCUCUGACCUUUGCCCACCCUCUUCCUCCGGAUGGUACCCCUGGGAACGGAGCUGAAGGUGGGAGUGGGGCCAGAAUGAACCCAGAUGUGGCAGAACCCUGUUCGGAUGGCUGGAGCUUUGAUGCUACCACCCUGGAUGAACAUGGGGCCAUGCUCUUUUUUAAAGGGGAGUUCGUGUGGAAGAGUCACAAAUGGGUCCGGGAGUUAAUCUCAGAGAGGUGGAAGAAUUUCACCAGCCCUGUGGAUGCUGCAUUCCGCCGUGGUCACAACAGUGUCUUCCUGAUCAAGGGGGACAAAGUCUGGGUGUACCCUCCGGAGAAGAAAGAGAAAGGAUAUCCUAAGUUGCUCCAAGAAGAGUUUCCUGGAAUUCCAUCCCCAGUGGAUGCAGCUGUGGAAUGUCAUCGUGGGGAAUGCCAAGAUGAGGGUGUCCUCUUCUUCCAAGGUAACCACACAUGGUUCUGGGACUUGACUACGGGAGCCACAAAGGAGCGUUCCUGGCCGGCUGUUGGGAACUGCUCCUCUGCCCUGCGAUGGCUCAGCCGCUACUACUGCUUCCGGGGUAACCAAUUCCUGCGCUUCAACCCUGUCACGGGAGAGGUGCUUCCAAAGUACCCUCUGGAUGUUCGAGACUACUUCAUACCCUGCCCUGGCAGAGGCCAUGGACACAGGAAUGGGACAGGCCAUGGGAAUGGUACCCACCCUGGCCAUAGGGAUGUGCGCUGUGGCCCAGAUCUAGUCUUAUCUGCACUGCUGACUGACAACCAUGGUGCCACGUAUGCCUUUAGUGGGUCCCACUACUGGCGUCUGGACACCAGCCGGGAUGGGUGGCACAGCUGGCCCAUUGUCCAUCAGUGGCCCCAUGGUCCUUCAACAGUGGAUGCUGCCUUUUCCUGGGAUGAUAAACUUUACCUGAUCCAGGGCACUCAGAUAUAUAUCUUCUUGACUAAAGGAGGCUAUAUUCUAGUAGAUGGUUAUCCAAAGAGGCUGGAGAAGGAAUUUGGGAGCCCUCAUGGGAUCAACCUUGAGGCUGUAGAUGCAGCCUUUACUUGUCCUGGGUCUUCUCGGCUCCACAUUAUGGCAGGACGGAAGCUGUGGUGGCUGGACCUGGAGUUAGGAGCCCAAGCCACAUGGACGGAGCUUCCUUGGCCCCAUGAGAAGGUUGAUGGGGCCCUGUGUGUGGAAAAGUCCCUUGGCCCCAACUCAUGUUCUGCCAACGGCCCUGGCUUGUACCUCAUCCAUGGCCCCAAUUUGUACUGCUACAGUGAUGUGGAGAAACUGAACACAGCCAAGACCCUACCCCAGCCCCUGAGAGUGGACAGCCUCCUGGGCUGCAGCCAUUGAGAGGAGGGCUCUUGACAUGAGUCUGGCAUAGCCCCUUCUGCCUAUUUUCUUUACAAUAAAGCCAGAGUGCUUCUUUGCUGGA